Messenger RNA from Strongylocentrotus purpuratus (purple sea urchin), 2581 nucleotides. Its product is annotated as peptidyl-prolyl cis-trans isomerase FKBP1A. Gene Ontology annotation, molecular function: peptidyl-prolyl cis-trans isomerase activity. The transcript is spliced from 5 exons. NCBI's taxonomy places the organism in Eukaryota, Metazoa, Echinodermata, Echinoidea, Camarodonta, Strongylocentrotidae. The coding region runs from base 85 to 411 and encodes 108 amino acids. The record is from RefSeq and is a predicted model, not a curated record.
UCUUUUAGCUACCUAUUUUUUUGGAGCCAGCGCCGCGCCUCUGAUCUUCUCUUUAAUAGUAAUACGUCUGCGAUUUUCGGAAUCAUGGGUGUAGACGUUAACACAUAUCAAGAUGGUGACUCAUCAACCUAUCCCAAGAAAGGUCAGACAGUUUCAGUUCAUUACACAGGAACUUUGACGAAUGGAAAGAAGUUCGACUCGUCGAAGGAUCGUGGCAAGCCUUUUCAGUUCAAGAUUGGAACAGGACAGGUCAUCAAAGCAUGGGAUGAAGGUGUUAUGAAGAUGUCUGUUGGAGAGAAGGCUAAACUGACUUGCUCACCCGACUAUGCAUAUGGUGCUGCCGGGGUCAAGGGAACUAUUCCACCCAAUGCAACUCUGAUCUUUGAUGUGGAGCUACUUGGCAUUAAAUAGAUCUGACAGACGUCAUCGCUGCAAUUAUCUUUUAUUUUACAUGUAGGUUAUAAUAUUUUCAAUAGGCAACAUCAAUAAAAUCACUUUCUAUGACUAAUCAAAGCUGAAUUCUUUGAAAGUAUCUUUUAUGGUCAUCUACAUCAAAGUAAGAAAUUUGAAUAGCAAACUCACUGGUUUGCGAGUUUUAGAUACCGGAAUAAAGGUGCAUAUUUCAGGUAUUUUUUCUUCUUCAGUUCGUUCAAAUCAGUCUGUAUUUUCCAGAUCGAGCGACUGUGAUGCAAGUAACAUCUUUUUAGUGUUAAAAAUAUGUACAGUAGUUAAAACAUGCAAGAUAAUCAAGUCAGAGGCAUUAAUCAUUCCACAAUAUUAGGCUCUGUUCACAGUACAUCUAUAUCUCUUUGGUACUUGCGCUGUGUUCAGAUCAGUGAGUGGAAACACAGCCCAUCCAAAAAAUGAGAAGUGUUUAUCAAACUGUAGACAUUGUAUGCAAGUGCUCUUGUGAAAUGGGCCAUUCUGUGCCAUGUGUCCCAUAUGACUUGUCCUUUUCCACAAGCCUUACAUUGUAAAAUGAAAGAAUCACUUGAUAAGUUUAUAUGACCAUUGAUCAAUAGCGGUGCCUUCUGGGGGGUGUUUCACAAAACUUGUCAUCAGUGACAACUGUCAGUUUUUGUUACAAGCUACUGAAAUCCUUGCUUCUAAUUGCUUGAUCAGCAGAUUUGUCACUGAUUUUGGUCAUUUGUCAUUGAAAAAAGGCUUUGUGAAACACCCCCCUGGUAUCAAGACAUUUUUUCAUUCAUGGGUGAAAUAUAUGGAUAGAUGUCAUGUUGUAUGGAAUACAUUGCACAGAAUAGCCCAAAUGUGUCUGUGUGAACAGUGCCGAAUGUGUGUGAUCAGCAUUCCACGAUGCUUGGCGUCGUCAGCUUAGGGCCUAGACGGAGAUAACCGCCUUGAAUGGGGAAUAUAUAAUGAAAUUGACAUUUGUCGUCCUUCCUUGUAUCGAGUUGGUCAGUGGAGCAAGACCUAGUCUCAGCAGAACAACCAUCGAUAUCAGAGAUUGGAGCUUUUGGUCCACCUAGUGCCAAGACUAUUACCCUCAGCACUUCGUAUUUCUUACACAAUGUACCGGUAGCUGUAAUUGGUCUGUGUUUCAGCCCAUAAAUGUUUGUGUUAACAGCUAAAAGGACAUUAACUUUGUGUAAAAGGAUAUGAAUCCAUAUUCUUUAUGUGGGUGCAUUCUUCUUUUUAAUUUUUUUUUUAUCCCUAAUGAUCAUGAAAAUAUACAUGUAGAUGGAGCCAUACUUUUGGGUAUAGUGUAGUCGUCCAGAAUAUUACCUCAUUUGAUACAUUUAAUCUAUGGAUGUGCCUGUAUACAGAUGCUAUCUUUAUUAAAUCUGGCUGAUGUAAAACAAAUGAGAGAAACUUUCCAUAUUGUCAAUCUCUAUAGGUUAUUUUUCAUAAGCUUAUCUACAAAACUAUCAAGGAAAUAAUUCACCUAAUAUUUCUAUUCAAAGAUAAACAUACGAGGUGGAAGGUGGCAUUCAAAUUUGACAUUGAUGUAUGUGCGAAUAGAUUGUGUUGAUUCAAUGAUUUCUAAUUUUGCACUAACGGUAUUCAAAACUGCUGUUGGGAAUCUCCAGACAAUUAUUAUGACAGAAAAUACAGAAUAUUUUUCAUCCAAUGCAGCAUUAUUCACAUGCAGAUACCUGGUACAGACAGUUUUUAAUGAGGCAGGGUUAAAAAGAAGAACAAACGAGAAUUUCGAAUUAUUAAUUCAUAGGCACAUGUACUUUUAAGGCUGCUUCACGUAUGCCGUCGUAAACCGGACCAAUUCUUAAGCAUACAGGGUACCCCAUUUGACAGUUUGUAUCUUUUAACACACAGACAUUAGGUAUGCGUCGGACCUCUGUGGGGUACGGCUACCUAUGCCAUCACCACGUGCCAUUUAUUGAGUCCACACAUAAAAUUAAACAAACACUGGUGUAUCCCGUUGCAGUUUACCUUGGCAUAUGUGAACGAAUCUUCAUUCCUCAUCAUUGUCAAGAGAAUUGAGCAGAUAAAGUUUUCAUAUGUGAACAGGAUUAUUAUUAGAUUUGUACUUUCACUUCUCAUAAACAGUUGCAAUGUAUAAUGAAAAAAAUAAUUGAAAUAAACCACUUAUUUGGAUCAGAUA